CCCACACCCACACACACUCACACUCACACUAGUAGUGCAUAUGCUUACAUAUACAUUCACUGCCACCAUAUAUAAACUCAUCAACGACUAAUAUAAAAAAAAAAAGUAUUCACCUCUCUCUCUCUCUCUCUCUCUCUCUCCCUCAACAGAAAAACACAAACACGUUCGAGCUCCUUACCUAAGAUUGUCCCUUCCCCUACAAACCUAAAAACCCUAAUAUUCUGUCGGUAUAGUAUGAAAUAACACGACAGAAGUAGAGAGAGAUGAUGAACAAUUUCUUCGAUCCACAAAGCCAAGAUUCUGUGGAGAGAAAGCUUCAAGACAAGGGCAAUACAACAAACUCUGCAACUCCAUUAAUGUCCAAACCCAGGAAAAACCCUAGCUCCGGCCUGAGAUUUCCGGGCGGGGAAGAAGAUGAUAUCGUGUCGAAGGUGGUGCCUCCGGUGACGGUGGUGCUCGAGGGCCGUUCGAUCUGCCAACGGGUGAGCCUCGACAAGCACGGAAGCUAUCAGAGCCUCGCUAGGGCUCUGAGGCAGAUGUUCGUGGACGACGGUGGAGAUUCUUCCGAAACGGACGAUCUCGAUUUAUCCAACGCCGUUCCGGGCCAUCUGAUCGCGUACGAGGACAUGGAGAACGAUCUUCUUCUAGCCGGUGAUCUUAGCUGGAAGGAUUUUGUACGGGUGGCGAAGAGAAUUCGUAUAUUGCCGGUGAAGGGGAAUACGAGGGGGGCGAGAGGACACGAGUAAUACUACUUAAAAAGACGGUUAUACCACCAUAUCUGAAGAUAUUUGUCCAUUGUUUGCGAAGGGUAUUACCGUAACUUCGUCGGAUCUCAGUUUUUUUUGUAGUAUCUUCCAAAGACGUGUGUUGCGUCUCCAUGGACUUUGUUUCGGUCAAAGCGAUGAUCGUUUCCUAUACAUACAUUGCAGUCUUGACUCGUAA
Molecule: messenger RNA, 942 nt
Organism: Tarenaya hassleriana
Lineage: Eukaryota; Viridiplantae; Streptophyta; Magnoliopsida; Brassicales; Cleomaceae
Product: auxin-responsive protein IAA33
Exons: 2
Coding region: 264-746 (160 amino acids)
Biological process (GO): regulation of DNA-templated transcription
Cellular component (GO): nucleus
Molecular function (GO): protein binding
Source: RefSeq, a predicted model, not a curated record